Formica exsecta is the source of this 656-nucleotide messenger RNA. RefSeq lists its product as uncharacterized. The transcript is spliced from 4 exons. Lineage: Eukaryota; Metazoa; Arthropoda; Insecta; Hymenoptera; Formicidae. Bases 297 to 656 code for a protein of 119 amino acids. The record is from RefSeq and is a predicted model, not a curated record.
ACUCUAACGCGCGACCGUUUUAGACCAACCGUUUCCAACCGCUUUCGUUGAGCGUUUUAUUAAUUAACUGCUUUGGAAAUUUGUGUUUUUCAGUGUUUUUAUUAUUUUAACGAACAAUAAGCGACGUAAUCACGGCGAGUUAAGAUCGCGUGAUGACUAGCUAAGCUGUAUCAGCUCACAUCGAAGUGCAAAAUUUGAAAUGUAGCCUGUGAGGAAGCGAAUGGGCAGGUGAACGAAUACGUUCUUUGUGUUCAAACGUCUUUUAUGCAGGUCAAGCCAUUUCGAAAUUCAUCGGGAUGAGCGCGACACCCGAUAAAGACGAGCGUAGAAAACGCUCGCUGGAAGCCGGCAGAGAAAUGUUGGAGAAAUACAAAGCAAAGCGAUCUAGUAAAAACAUAGGUACAAAUAUGCAAUGCGUGGAACAGUCUGACGACGAAUCAUUACACAACGAAAAAUCUACAUUGGUUAAAGAAUCUGGCAUAAAUGAAGAUAUAUCCUCGAGAGAUAUAACACACAGCAGUGUAAGUAUAAGCGAAGGAGAUGGUGAUCUAGAAGGAUUAGCAGGACGUGUUGCAGAACUGGAAGAAUUAUUACAAGGGAAAGAAGCUAUAGUUGGAGCUUUAAAUGCAAGUAUCUCAUCGGAGAUCGGAGGAUAA